Messenger RNA from Balaenoptera ricei (Rice's whale), 4094 nucleotides. RefSeq names its product TBL1X/Y related 1 (gene TBL1XR1). The coding region runs from base 311 to 1855 and encodes 514 amino acids. Gene Ontology annotation, biological process: regulation of transcription by RNA polymerase II. The transcript is spliced from 17 exons. NCBI's taxonomy places the organism in Eukaryota, Metazoa, Chordata, Mammalia, Artiodactyla, Balaenopteridae. Gene Ontology annotation, cellular component: histone deacetylase complex. The record is from RefSeq and is a predicted model, not a curated record. Gene Ontology annotation, molecular function: transcription corepressor activity; protein binding.
GAGGUAUUUGAUAGAGCCUCUUUGAAGUUGGGUUCAGAAGUGUAGAAUUGGCAAAGUUAUUGCCAGCUUCCUGCAUCAGCAACAGCGAUUUGUGAUUGGCAGUACCAGACAUUCAGUUGUACAUCCCCACAUCAAUGCACUGCCAAUGAUGAGGAAACUGAGGCCUUGGACUAGAACAGAGGUCUCCUGACUCAGUCCAGGACUCUUUCUAUUACAUCAUGCUGCCUGAUGUUUGUUUAUGGAACUCGGCAACAUCACAUACAGGGGUUAUAUCCUGUGUUGUGACCUCAUGGUUUAAGUGGGAAUAAAGAUGAGUAUAAGCAGUGAUGAGGUCAACUUCUUGGUAUAUAGAUACUUGCAAGAGUCAGGAUUUUCUCAUUCAGCGUUCACCUUUGGUAUAGAAAGCCAUAUCAGUCAGUCUAACAUAAAUGGUGCCCUCGUCCCGCCUGCUGCAUUGAUUUCUAUCAUCCAGAAAGGUCUACAGUAUGUAGAGGCAGAAGUUAGUAUUAAUGAGGAUGGUACCUUGUUUGAUGGUCGACCAAUAGAGUCUCUGUCACUGAUAGAUGCCGUAAUGCCUGAUGUAGUACAAACAAGACAACAAGCUUACAGAGAUAAACUUGCACAGCAACAAGCAGCAGCUGCUGCAGCUGCCGCAGCUGCAACAAACCAACAAGGCUCUGCAAAAAAUGGAGAAAACACGGCAAAUGGGGAGGAGAAUGGAGCACAUACUAUAGCAAAUAAUCAUACUGAUAUGAUGGAAGUGGAUGGGGAUGUUGAAAUCCCUCCUAAUAAAGCAGUUGUGUUACGGGGCCAUGAAUCUGAAGUUUUCAUCUGUGCCUGGAACCCCGUUAGUGAUCUCUUGGCAUCAGGGUCCGGAGACUCAACAGCAAGAAUAUGGAAUCUUAGUGAAAAUAGCACUAGUGGCUCCACACAGUUAGUACUUAGACAUUGUAUACGAGAAGGAGGGCAAGAUGUCCCAAGCAACAAGGAUGUGACAUCUCUAGAUUGGAAUAGUGAAGGUACACUUCUAGCAACUGGUUCCUACGAUGGGUUUGCCAGAAUAUGGACUAAAGAUGGUAACCUUGCUAGCACCUUGGGGCAGCAUAAAGGCCCUAUAUUUGCAUUAAAAUGGAAUAAGAAAGGAAAUUUCAUCCUAAGUGCUGGAGUAGACAAGACUACAAUUAUUUGGGAUGCACAUACUGGUGAAGCCAAACAACAAUUUCCUUUUCAUUCAGCGCCAGCAUUGGAUGUUGAUUGGCAGAGCAACAACACCUUUGCUUCUUGUAGUACAGAUAUGUGCAUUCAUGUCUGUAAGUUAGGACAAGACAGACCUAUUAAAACAUUCCAGGGACACACGAAUGAAGUAAAUGCUAUCAAAUGGGACCCAACUGGCAAUCUCCUGGCAUCCUGUUCUGAUGACAUGACUUUAAAGAUAUGGAGUAUGAAACAAGACAACUGUGUCCAUGAUUUGCAAGCACAUAAUAAAGAAAUUUAUACUAUCAAGUGGAGUCCAACAGGGCCAGGGACAAAUAAUCCAAAUGCCAACCUCAUGUUAGCAAGUGCAUCCUUUGAUUCUACUGUUAGAUUAUGGGAUGUAGACCGAGGAAUUUGCAUCCAUACUCUGACAAAACACCAAGAGCCUGUGUACAGUGUAGCUUUCAGUCCUGAUGGCAGGUAUCUGGCGAGUGGUUCUUUUGACAAAUGUGUGCACAUCUGGAACACACAGACAGGUGCUCUAGUUCACAGCUAUAGGGGAACAGGUGGAAUUUUUGAAGUUUGUUGGAAUGCAGCAGGAGACAAGGUUGGAGCCAGUGCAUCAGAUGGUUCAGUUUGUGUAUUAGACCUUCGGAAAUAGCGCUACUAGUUGGAAGCCAUGGACCGACUAUGAAUGUGUAUAUAGCCAAAAUGACUGUCCCCGACCCAAGUACUGCUAUAGUCCCACUUGAACCAUGGCCAGUCCACUACAGCCAAAUCUAAGAGAAAUAUAUACAUACAGUGUAUAUAAACAAAAUUGCACCCUGAAGAUGACAGAAUUUUGUCACAGCUUGUGAAUUCUGUUCACCAAGUGCUGGAAUCUAAUCUGCUGUGCCCCUAAAAUAGCAUUUAGAAGUUUUGGAUAUGAAAAACAGAAGAGAGAAAAAAAUAAGCGUUAUAAAAGCAGCCCAUACAUGUACGAGUUUUUGGAUACUAAUGACAGCCUUGUUUCUCCCCUUUGAAUCAGCAGACACCAUGGAUUAUAUUCUUUUUUCCCUUCAGUAGUUUAGCAGUUUGUAUGUACAGAGAAAACGGACUUACAAAAACUUGCAGCAGUAGUUUGUUCUUGCUUUUAAACUUUGUUUUUGGUUUAGUUUAUGGAUGCAUGAAGUAAGGGAGUGAAUCAGUUUCUUGUUUAUAUUUUUUUCACCUUUUAAACAAAAAAUUCUUAAAAAUAUUUUAAUGCAUUCUUUUGAAGAGAUAGAUGUUUGGUACAUUUAUGGCUCCCAGAGCAUAUAUUCGAUUGGUGCAUGUUGUAGAAGGGGGAAUUGGAAAUUAAAUGGAACUAUAUGACUUUGGUCAUGUCAAUCUGUAAGACACAUCAGUAAAAGGGUAUUAUGCUCUGUUUUUUGUUUUUGCUUUUGCUUUGUUUUUUUGUUGUGAGGUUUUUUUUGUUUUUUUGUUUUUCUCUUUGAUUUUUUUGUUUUGUUUUUUGGUGAUGUGGCUUAAAUGCAAUAGUUUCUUUUUUGGGACAUAUUUCUGCCAAUUAAAGACUAGAAGGGCACAAAGAAUUUUUUAAUACCAUAGAGAGAAGAUGCAUAAAAAAAAAAUCUUCUGAUGUCUUGUAGCCAUAACUAAAUUAUGGUUAAAAUGUGCACUAUUGUGAAAAGGAGCAAAGUAGGUUUGGGUUUUUUUUGUUGUUUGUUUAUUUGUUUCUUUUGCUUUGUUUUUUAAGAGAUUAAAAUGUUUCUGGAUAAGGAUUAGCUUCUCAAAGUGUCCAUCAUUCUGUGUAGAAGCUUAAAUAUGUAAUGUAACCAAACUCCAGUAUUAAAAAUCUCUCAUGUUAUUUUUCUUUUUACAAAGCAAGAUAACAACAUAUAACACUGCCAUUACAUGGCAAAAUGUUUUCUACCUUAGUUUAAAAACAAUCUUUAAAACAAAAGACUUGCUUCAAGGUGUUUUCACAUAGCAGUGAUUCAAAAUUUUUUUAAAAGGUAUAAUUGCACUAACCUCCCUGCUGCUCUAAUUCUGCAUUUGUGGUACUUGUGACUACAUUUUUUCAAAUAAUAGAUAGAUUUAAGCUGCUAUGUUUUGUUUUUUCAGUAAUCACUACUAUAUCAUGUCUUUUACUCUGUUUAUAAUAUCACAUAUUUUCUUAAAGGUAUAGGUAUCAGAUCAGAAACCUCCUGUGCUCAUGCAACUAAAAGCUAAAAUAUACAGAAUCUACAAAUGAUAGCAUGGGGCUAUGUUUAUAUGUGUGAUUAACAGGGUUUGUCAUGAUUAAUGUAAUAAUCCAGAAGUGUCGAUUUUGAAGAGAAUAGUUGUCAAAUUUAUGUCUCAAAGAUUUUAAUUAAGGAAUAUCAUUUAAUUAUCAAGCCUGGCAAAUUUAUAACACUAUCUCUGUCACUAAUUAUUUUGAAGCUUUUACUGCUAAAAUUUUAACCUAUGUUUUAAGUAGAAACUGAUUUAACCCAAGUAAUGCAGCUUUGAUUUUCAGCAUUUGUUGUUUUGCUAUUUUUACAAAACAGCAUUGAUUGAAGCAAGUCUUGGUUUUACUAAGGUAGGAUAGCAUUUGCUAUUGGUAAAGAGAAUAAAUACACUUAAUUUCACAAUACAUUGUUAUGUGUACCCCAGUUGUUGUUAGUGGGGACUAUGAUACUGUAAUAAUAUUUUUUAAAAUUUACAUCCAGAGAGGCAGUCAUUCAUGAUGGUUUUGUGCCAGCUGUUUUUAGGGUUUUCGAUCACAUUAUAGAUAUUUAGAACUAUUACCCUGUGACUUAUGUAGGAAACCUAAUAUGCUGAGUAUCUGGCACUUGAAAUCCUGCUUUUAUUGCUGGAGGUCCACAUCUGUGGUUGACCUCUGUUGUUGUUUUAAAAAAGUAAAUAAAAUUUUAAAAAUC